UUAUUUUUAUUUUAUGAUAACUCGGUUAUAGAACCUGAGAAAUCUCAGCCCUGAGACCUUAGGAUUCUCAGCCCUGAGACCUAAAUUCCCAAGCCUUGACCACCAGGACAAGUUUAAAUUAGGGGUAGUCUCGUUUAUCAUCCUAUGUAUUCGAAAUUGCUAUGGGUCUGAGUUUUUCUUUUUAUUAUGAUCAAGAAAAUUUGAUGGAUUUUGACAGUCGUAGAGUUACCACACCAUAAUUUGUGACUUUAUUUUUGGGGUCAUUAUUUGGUGCCUCUGCAUUUUGCUUUUUGGAUAAUGUGAGAUCUGUAUUAGUCUGAGUGGACUUUAUGGUGGGCUUUCAAAAGAUUGGGAAAAAACACAUGAAGAUAAGGUGAAAAGGAGUUGAUAAGGUCAAGUUAGGUUUUCCAAAAAAUAAUGGUUUAUAGGUGAACUUUGUGCAAUUAAAUGCUAAUUUUGCUUGUAAUCCCUCUUUCGUUUUAGCAGUUGCGAGACAAAUAAGGUCUUAUCGGACUAUAGACCAAUUUCUUUUAUCCUGUGGUGAUAUCACCAGAUUGAUGGUUGUAAAACAUUCCAUUUAGGUUGUAUUUGGAUGACAGGACUUGCAGACGUGAAAUGAUAAUCUUAUUCAAGUUCUUCCCAUUUCCUCAUUUGGGAGCUCUAGGAUGUAAAAUGUGAUUCGUGUUCAGCUUCCCAUGGCGGAAUGAGAAUACCACAUAAUGGGAAUUUGAUUGCCAUACUCGCCACCAUAACCUCAACUUUCUGGAGGAAUACGAGACAUUUAAGAGGGGGAAAAAUGCUAGAGGGCCCAAAAAAUGUGAAACAUUAUCCGUCAUAUUGAAUUCCUAAACACUCAUUAAAAUUCCACAUGGAAUUUCAUACACACAUGAAUCUUAUUAGUUGCAAUAAGUUUCUUCAUGAGUUGAUUCCUCCAUUUUCUUCUCUACGAUUUCUGCCAUCCAAUGAUAGCCUUAAGUAAAUAACACAAGGUGAGGUAAGGUUGAGACUGGGAGAGAGUUGUGUUAUGAUUGUUAUCACUAUUUUUUUCCUAAGUGGAAAGUGCAGUUCAUCAGUUCGGCAACUAGAAUUGGUUGUCGCUGAAGAUCGCAUAUCUCAUUUUUCCAUGUGUACAAGUAAAUGACCCUGCAGGCAUGCCAAGUUGGGGACCGAAUGCAAAAGAUGAAACUCCUAUCUUUCUCUAGAUUUGCUACAUAUCAUUUAUGCAUCUUCUCUUGAAUUUUGACUUUUUCUUCUGCUCCAUUGCAAUGUCCUCUGGAAGCAAAACCCAUCAUAUCUUGGAAAUUGGACCUUGCAGCAAGUUGGUGGAUAACUUCAACUACUGGAUGUUACAUGGAGAUAUUUAACUUGUCUAAGACAAAUAUUGAUCUAUUUGUGACACCGGUUCUGUUUGCAGGACUUCAUUUUCAUGAACUCUGGCUCUCCUUUGUCUUUAUAGGAUUUGCAACCUAAUAAGUAAAACUAAACUCAUUUGGCCAGAAGCACUGAUACUUCUAAAACCUUGUCGUACUCGUAUCCGUAACAUAUAUCCAGCACCCAGCGUAGAGAUGAAGCUAAGUUGAUAAGACUUAUUUUUUCUAUGCAUGAUUGAAGACAAUGAAGAAUAACGAUUUUGGAGGGUGUGAUAGCUUAACCCAUCAGGGCAUGGCGGACUUAGAAAAGCUGCUUCUGGAGGCAGCAGGAAGAACGGGGAAGAACCGGCAUUCGCCUCCGGCUAGAAGGCAACGCGAUCAUUCAUAUUCUGAUGACUCAGAUGAUGGUCGUGCUUAUGCAAGUAGGAAACACUCUGGAUCUCAAGUCCCUUUGAAGAAGCGGCUUGACCCUACCGAAAGAGAUGACGAUGAUGAUGAUCAGAGCAGCCAGGAAGAAGGUGGUGAUGACGACGACGACGAUGAUGGUGUGGGUUUUGAUCGUGAUGGUGACAGUGGCGACGAUGACUCUAUCGGGAGUGAUCUUUAUAAGGAUGAAGCCGACAGGCAAAAGCUCGCAGAGAUGACGGAACUUGAAAGAGAGAUCAUCUUGUCAGAACGUGCGACCAAGAAAGACGACAAAGUGAUGCGCGAAAAGAUGAGGUCAAAACGGAACGAUAAGACUCCCCAACCUAAAAAGGAGAAAUUAGACAGUAGUCCGCGUCGUACGUCCUCCCGUGGUUUGCGCUCCUCUGCCAGGUCAGCUGACAGAGCAGCAGCCAAGGAUGACGCUUUGAAUGAGUUGCGAGCGAAGCGACUGAAGCAUCAGGACCCUGACGCUCAGCGGAAGCUGAGGGAUACAGCUAGGGGAAAAAGGGGAUCGUCGCCAAUCAAGCGGAAAAACUUCACUGCAGCAACAAGUAUAAGCAGCUCCAGUCGUAGCGAAAGUGGGUCUGAUAGUGAAGACGAGGAGUCGACUGGGGAUGGGGGAAUGAUGGUUGACAGUGACGAAGAAAAGACCUCACGAGAUUCUGACUUGCCAAAAUUUGAGGAUAUAAAGGAGAUAACUAUUCGACGUUCCAAACUGGCUAAAUGGUUAAUGGAGCCCUUUUUCGACGAGUUGAUUGUGGGCUGCUUUGUGAGGGUUGGAAUUGGGAAAUCUAAAACGGGGCCAAUCUACAGGCUCUGUAUGGUUCGCAACGUUGACGCCUCGGACCCUAACCGACAGUACAAGCUUGAGAACAAAACCACAUCCAAGUAUUUGAAUGUUAUUUGGGGUAACGAGAGUUCUGCUGCAAGGUGGCAGAUGGCUAUGGUUUCGGACUCCCCUCCUAUCAAGGACGAGUUUGACCAGUGGGUUAGGGAGGUGGAGCGGAGUGGCGGUCGGAUGCUUAGCAAACGGGAAGUGGUUGAAAAGAGGGAAGCGAUACUAAAGACCAACACGUUUGUCUAUUCGGCUGCCACCGUGAAGCAGAUGUUGCAGGAGAAGAAAUCUGCGACGCGGAGGCCGAUGAACGUGGCGGCGGAGAAGGACCGCCUGAGGAGGGAGAUGGAGGCGGCCAAGAGUAGGAAUGAUGAGGUGGAGGCUGAGAGGAUCAAGGAGAGACUGGAGGAACUGGAGGCGUCACGGCAAGUUCAAGGGAAAGAUGCUAAGGCUAUAAGGCUGGCGGAAAUGAACAAAAGGAAUAGGGUUGAGAAUUUCAAAAAUGCGUCCGGACUGAAAUCGGCGAAUAUGGGUUUGAAAGCAGGUGAGGCAGGGUACGACCCGUUUUCGAGGCGGUGGACUAGGUCAAGGAAUUACUAUGUUUCGAAGGCUAACGAAGGAGGAGCAGAUGAGGCUGCAGAAGAGGUGGCAGUGGUGACAAAUGACGAUGAUGAUGCUACCACCACAACAGGUGGUGUGGCCGCCACAGCUGCCGCCUUGGAAGCAGCAGCAGAUGCUGGUAAGUUGGUGGACACUCGCGCUCCGGUGGAUCAAGGGACGGAGUCGAAUGUGCUGCAUGAUUUCGACCUGCCAAUCUCUUUGGCGGUGCUUCAGAGGUUCGGUGGGCCCAAAGGAGUCCAAGCGGGGUUCAUGGCAAGAAAGCAGAGGAUAGAAGCAACGGUUGGAUGCCAAGUCCCGGUUAACGAUGGAAGGAGACAUGCAUUGACACUUACUGUAAGCGACUACAAGAGACGCAGGGGGCUGCUUUGAACAAUUUGCUCUGGUGAAUGUCAUUUCCAGUUUCCCAAGUUCACACUAGUAAUUUUUUAAUUCCCUGAACCUGAUAUCUAUCUAUACUGUCUAGAUCAGGAGUAAAUUGAAAUUGUUGCGACUGUAAUUUGAACUCAGAAAUUCCUACUUACACUGUUUAGAGUUGUGUGUGGAAUAUUUUCUGGGGUUGAAUUGGGACAAAAAAAUGGGCAUGCCGGUGAGCUGUUCUUAUCUUA
Rhododendron vialii is the source of this 3857-nucleotide messenger RNA. RefSeq names its product protein RTF1 homolog. Gene Ontology annotation, molecular function: RNA polymerase II C-terminal domain phosphoserine binding; DNA binding. The record is from RefSeq and is a predicted model, not a curated record. Lineage: Eukaryota; Viridiplantae; Streptophyta; Magnoliopsida; Ericales; Ericaceae. The transcript is spliced from 2 exons. Gene Ontology annotation, cellular component: Cdc73/Paf1 complex. Bases 1615 to 3621 code for a protein of 668 amino acids.